GACAAAUAAGAGGAAAAUGAAAGCACCGUAAUUGGGUAAAAUGGCGGAUUACCAAUUGUUGCUGAGACCAUCUCAAUCCCAUAAAGCGUAAAUUCUCUCUCUCUCUCUCUCUCUCUCUCUCUCUCUCGUGUUCACGCGCACACUUUUCUGGAGAAUCUAGAUACUGCUUUCUAUCGACCGCCCUUUGCCUCCAUGCUGUUUAGCUAGCUUAUCACCCUAUUGGGAUUUGCUACAAAUUUCGCCUUCUUCGUCUCUAAAUGGCCGAUGUUUCUAGAUUCUCGUCGAAUUCUUUCUAUUUCUCCUCCACUUCUUUGCCACCCUCUUUUGCCUCCUCCUACAAUUCUCUUCACCCUUGUCUUCAACCCAUUCAAAACCCAGAAAAGAGGUCGACUCCUUUGGCAUCUUAUUCUGCUACCUGUCUAAUGCCUCUUUCUUUCACACCCAGAAAGAGGUUGGUAUCUUUCAAGGUACAGGCUGCUGUGGCUGAAAAAGACCAGCCAAAAUGGUGGGAAAAGAAUGCACCAAACAUGAUUGAUAUACAUUCGACACAGGAAUUUUUGACUGCACUAAGCGAAGCUGGUGAUAGAUUAGUUAUUGUAGAAUUUUAUGGAACCUGGUGUGCUUCUUGCAGGGCAUUAUUUCCCCGGCUCUGCAGAACAGCUGAUGAACACCCUGAGAUUUUAUUCCUAAAAGUUAAUUUUGAUGAAAACAAGCCAAUGUGUAAAAGUUUGAAUGUCAAGGUCCUUCCUUAUUUCCACUUUUAUCGUGGAGCUGAUGGACAGUUGGAGUCCUUCUCAUGCUCGCUCGCAAAGUUUCAGAAAAUUAAAGAUGCAAUUGAAAUGCACAACACAGCUCGUUGCAGCAUUGGGCCGCCAAAGGGAGUAGGAGAUCUUAUACUGUAGCCCUCCUUGGCUCCCGGGACGAACACUUGCUGCAAAUCCACAUCGGUAUCAUUGUGCAUUCCCCUGGUAUUAAUAUAACCUUCUUGUUUAAAAGAAAAAAGAAAAAA
Molecule: messenger RNA, 1009 nt
Organism: Cucurbita pepo subsp. pepo (vegetable marrow)
Lineage: Eukaryota; Viridiplantae; Streptophyta; Magnoliopsida; Cucurbitales; Cucurbitaceae
Product: thioredoxin-like 2, chloroplastic
Biological process (GO): cell redox homeostasis
Cellular component (GO): chloroplast
Source: RefSeq, a predicted model, not a curated record